Dioscorea cayenensis subsp. rotundata (Guinea yam) is the source of this 680-nucleotide messenger RNA. RefSeq lists its product as uncharacterized. NCBI's taxonomy places the organism in Eukaryota, Viridiplantae, Streptophyta, Magnoliopsida, Dioscoreales, Dioscoreaceae. The transcript is spliced from 5 exons. The coding region runs from base 9 to 452 and encodes 147 amino acids. The record is from RefSeq and is a predicted model, not a curated record. Gene Ontology annotation, cellular component: chloroplast thylakoid membrane.
AACUUGUGAUGGGCUCCUCUUCUUUCCUGGCACUCUAUGCUGCCCCAUGCUCAUCCACAAUCAAACUCACAAUUAGCAGUUCUUCACACCCUCACACAAUUUGCAGAUGGAGACCACAGGGCAAGCAACUGCUGAAUAAUGUUGUCUUGAGGAGCAGCCGGCACACAUUGCAAGUCACUGCAAAUGCAAAUGCGCCGCGAGGAAAAAGAACUUCAAAUGACAAUAUAAUAAUGGUCGAUCCUCUGGAAGCAAAACGCUUGGCCACCAAACAAAUGCAAGAAAUCAAGGCUAGAGAGAAACUCAAAAGACAACGUCGGAUCGAGGCCAUUAAUGGAACUUGGGCAAUGAUUGGUCUCACAGUGGGCUUGGUAAUCGAGGGCCAAACCGGAAAUGGUAUUCUAGCUCAGAUUGCCGGAUAUAUAACUUCCGUCAUUCAUUUCUUCUUCCAAUAGCUCUGAUACCAAUUGCAUCGGCAAAGAGCAACAAUUACAAGAAGAAAGAAUUCGUUGUUUUUACAGAAGAAAGUGUUUUGUUUUGAAUUGAAUUCAACCAGGAUAAUUUGAAUCAUGUACUUCUUUAUGAACAAACGUUAAGAUUUUAUAGUAAAAAUAUGUAAUAUUUCAAGGGUGUAUGUGAAAAAGUCCCAAAGGAAUCAAUGAAUCAUCCACAUGGUUUGUUGG